AUGUCAGGAACAACUCCUCCGGCCAUAAUAGCGCCGUCGAUACUGAGCGCCGACUUUGCCGAACUGGGUCGCGAGUGCGCCAAAACAAUGGGCCAGGGCUGUGACUGGCUCCAUGUCGACAUUAUGGACGGCCACUUUGUCCCCAAUAUCACGUUCGGCGCGCCGGUCGUGUCCAAGAUCCGACCACACGUGGAAAGACCGCAGAAACCGGGCGGCAGAGGCACAUUUGAUUGCCACAUGAUGAUUGCAGAGCCUCACCGCUGGGUCUCCACAUUUCGCGACGCAGGCUGCGACCUCUACUGCUUCCACUACGAAGCGGCCGUCAGCUCGGUCGCAGCCACGACACCCGAAGACAAGACCACGACGCGACCCACGUCGCCCAAGGAACUGAUACGCUACAUCCACGAACUCGGCAUGCAGGCGGGCAUCGCGAUCAAACCGGAAACCAGUGUUGACGUGCUCUGGGAGAUAUUGGAAGCCGAGGACAAGCAGGACAGACCAGAUAUGGUCCUCAUCAUGACCGUGCACCCCGGCUUCGGCGGCCAAAAGUUCAUGGCCUCGGAACUCCCCAAAGUCACAGCCGUGCGGCAACGAUACCCGGACCUCAACGUCGAAGUGGACGGCGGCCUCUCCGAGUCGACGAUCGACCAGGCCGCCGACGCCGGCGCCAACGUCAUCGUGGCUGGCUCAGCCGUGUUCGGAGCAAAGGACCCCGGCCACGUUAUUCGCGUGUUGCGGGAGGCCGUGGAGAAGCGGAGGGGAGGAUCCGGCAGGUUAUAG
Fonsecaea nubica is the source of this 780-nucleotide messenger RNA. RefSeq names its product ribulose-phosphate 3-epimerase. The record is from RefSeq and is a predicted model, not a curated record. Gene Ontology annotation, molecular function: metal ion binding; D-ribulose-phosphate 3-epimerase activity. Bases 1 to 780 code for a protein of 259 amino acids. Lineage: Eukaryota; Fungi; Ascomycota; Eurotiomycetes; Chaetothyriales; Herpotrichiellaceae. Gene Ontology annotation, biological process: pentose-phosphate shunt; pentose-phosphate shunt, non-oxidative branch; carbohydrate metabolic process. Gene Ontology annotation, cellular component: cytosol. The transcript is spliced from 4 exons.